GUAGAAAUUAGAAACACAUAGAUACAACAAAAUCAUUAUCAUAGGAUCCAUUCAACUCACAAAACAUAGAGAGAGAGAGAGAAAAAGAGGGAAAAUAGAUUCAUCAUUGUUCUUUGUUUUCCCAUAGAAAAACAUAGCAACAUGGUUCCAUUCUCCUUCUUCCUCUUUCUCUUUUUCUCCUUAAUCCUCUUUGUUCAUUCUUCUUCCAUUUCCAAUAUCCCAAAUUUCGACCCUGACACUGAUCUCUACGGCGAUGCAAAGCUUUUCCCCGACAAAACCGGAGGUGGGUCCCACGUCAAACUCACCCACCACUCUUCUCUCACCGCCGGCCUCCUCCUCCGCCGUCAACCUCUCACAUUCACCGAUCCCAUCUCCUUCUCCGUUGAAUUCACCUUCUCCAUUUCCCACGACGCCGGCGAUGGUCUAAUCCUUCUUCUCAUCCCCGGUGAUCUUGCCGCUGCUUUCCCCGGUAAUGGCUCCUAUGGUCUUGGCUUCUCUCCUCCUACUCCGACGAACAGCUACCUCGGCGUCGAAUUCGAUACCUCGAAGGAUGAUAAUGUUGGUGAUCUGAAUGCUAAUCAUGUUGGUAUUAAUCUAGGAAGUCUUGUAUCUGUUGCUGUUGCAAAUGUUUCUAAAUCGAAUUUGGUUUUGAAUAGUGGUGAAAAGUUGAAAUCUUGGGUUGAUUAUGAUAAUGGAUUACAUAGAUUGGAAGUUAGGUUAAGCAAAUUGAAUGAAGCUAAAUCUGAGAAACCAAUUGUUUCACAUAAUAUUGAUUUGUUUAAGAUUUGGGGUAAUCAACCUAUUUUUUUGGGUUUGAGUUCUUCCAAUGAUGCACAUUCUAUUCAGGUUGUUCGAGUUUAUUCGUGGAAGGUUAAUUUGAAGAAUGGUACAAAUUCAUUGCAUUCUCAACCUGUUAAUCCUAAUGAUGAACAAGAACAAUCGAAGCUUGAUGCCGCGAAUAGAAGAAAGUAUCGUCCUUUGACGUUUCUAGCCGGUGUGAUUUUUGGGACAGUUUGUGUUGUAUUGGUGACAUUUGUGGUUUUGUUUAUGUGGGUGAUAUUUUUCCAUAAGCAUGAAGAAGAGUCUCUUGCUAAAUUACCUGAACAUCCUUCUGAUGUAAGGUAUGAAAGGAUUGAUGUUGCUGUUGAAAAGAAUGCUGAAGAUCAUGAUGAACAACAUUAGAACAAAAUAGGAGGUGAUGUGAAUUCUUUUGUUUGGUAGGGAAAUUGUGAUAUUGUUUCUUAUUGUUGUUGUUCUUUUUUCUUUCGAUACAAAAAAAAAAAUUAGGGUGAGGGCAUGGUUCCCCAGUCCAAGGCAAGGAAGACCUUCAGGCGCGUACAAAAGUAUUUACAUUUACCUCCUCCAAAGGCUCUAGUAUGGCUCGAACACGUGAUUUUCGGGUCCAAGACAUGUUGUUUUAGAACAAGCCUUUGGAGUUCUUUUGUGUUUAUAUUUAAUGUGGAAAAUUCUUUUGUAGGAGAUUAUGAUAUUGUAGAUCCAUUGUAAACAAAACCUUGUAAAGUAUUUGUACUUCCUGAUUGGGAACCACUUUUCAUUGAUUAAAUCUUGUUUAUAAAUGUUUGCACUUUGAAUUUUGCAAUUUGUGA
This is a messenger RNA of Medicago truncatula (barrel medic), 1607 nucleotides long. RefSeq names its product lectin-like protein At1g53070. Gene Ontology annotation, molecular function: carbohydrate binding. The record is from RefSeq and is a predicted model, not a curated record. The transcript has a single exon. Lineage: Eukaryota; Viridiplantae; Streptophyta; Magnoliopsida; Fabales; Fabaceae. The coding region runs from base 142 to 1182 and encodes 346 amino acids.